Messenger RNA from Condylostylus longicornis, 1983 nucleotides. RefSeq names its product probable ATP-dependent RNA helicase DDX55 homolog. Gene Ontology annotation, cellular component: nucleolus. The transcript is spliced from 3 exons. Gene Ontology annotation, molecular function: ATP binding; nucleic acid binding. The record is from RefSeq and is a predicted model, not a curated record. The coding region runs from base 101 to 1921 and encodes 606 amino acids. NCBI's taxonomy places the organism in Eukaryota, Metazoa, Arthropoda, Insecta, Diptera, Dolichopodidae.
UGCAUAAAAUAAACAUUGAAGAACAAACAUCACAAAACGCAAAUUUAUUUAUUUACUUUAUUUGUUGUCUUAAAAUACCAAUCGAUCAACGUAUUACAAAAUGACGAAAUGUAAAAAUAAAAGUUGGGAUGAAUUAGAACCCAAAAUAUCCCCAGAAAUUUUAGAUAUUAUUAAAAAUACUUUUAGUUUUGAUAAGACCACACCUGUACAGGCUGCUACUAUACCAUUUCUCAUGUCUAAAAAAGACGUUUCAGCCGAAGCUGUGACGGGUUCUGGAAAAACUCUUGCAUUUCUAAUACCAUUACUUGAAAUUUUAAAAAAACGACAAUUGGAAGAAUCGUGGAAAGAAAAUGAGAUUGGUGGAAUAAUUAUAUCACCAACAAGAGAGCUGGCACAACAAAUUUUCGACGUUUUUUCCAAGUUUUUAGAGCAUAAAGAAUUUUCAUUCAUAAAACAGCAACUUAUUGUUGGUGGAAAUAAUAUAGAUGAAGAUAUAAAGAAAUUAAAAGAAACUAAUCCGCUGGUCUUGGUAUGCACCCCAGGUAGAUUAGAAGAUUUAUUGGAACGGAAAAGUGAUUUGAAUUUAUCAACCAAAGUUAAAAGUUUGGAAUUGUUAAUUCUUGACGAAGCUGAUAGACUACUCGAUCUAGGUUUUAGUACAACUUUAAAUACAAUUUUCUGCUAUUUGCCCCGUCUGCGCCGCACCGGGUUGUUUUCAGCAACUCAAACUAAAGAAGUAUCGGACUUGGUUCGUGCAGGCUUACGAAAUCCAGUUUUGGUUGUAGUAAAAGAAAAAUCAUCUAUAAGUACUCCUGCGAAUUUGCAUAAUUUUUAUAAAAUAGUAGAACCGGAAAACAAAUUUGUAGAGCUCCUUAACUUUUUAUAUGAAAUGCGAAGUAAGAAAAUAUUGAUAUUCUUUCCAACUUGUGCCUGUGUUGAAUAUUGGUUGGAAACAUUGCCGAUAUUUUUGCAAAAUACGAAAAUUUUGGGAAUACAUGGAAAAAUGAAAAAUAAACGGCAAAAAAUUGUUAAGCGUUUUAGCGUUGAACAAAAUUGUGUAUUACUUUGCACCGACGUUUUAGCUAGAGGCUUAGAUAUAUCGGAAAUCGAUUGGGUGGUACAGUGGGAUCCUCCAGCAAGUGCUGCUUCAUUUGUGCAUAGAGUUGGACGCACAGCUAGACAAGGUAAUGAAGGAAGUUCCUUAAUUUUUUUACUUCCAUCAGAAGAUGCAUACAUAAACUUCUUAAAAAUAAAUCAAAAGGUAAUUUUGGAACCCUUUAUUCAUAAUAGUACCAAUUUUGAAUUAAGGAACGUUUUGAAAAAAAUUCAUAAAAAUCAGACGUCUGACAAAGGUGUUUACGAUAAAGCCAUAAGAGCUUUUGUUUCUCAUAUUCAAGCUUACAGGAAACAUGAAUGUAACGCCAUAUUAAGACUUAAGGACUUAGAUUUUGGGAAAAUGGCUACAAGUUAUGGGCUUCUGCAAUUACCAAAAAUGCCAGAGUUAAAAAAAGCGAAUGUGGAGAAUUUUAUUGGGCCAAAUUUUGAAGUAAAUAUUAAUAACCUUACUUAUAAGAAUUUACAAAAGGAGAAUUGUCGAGUGGAAAAAUUAAAAAUAUUCGAAGAAACUGGUUCUUGGCCGGGUAAAGAAAAAUUCAAAAAGAAGGCAGAAUCUUGGGAAAACACCAAAAAAAUGAAGGAGGAAGCUAAAAUGAAAAGAAAAAUAAGAAAAGAAAAGAAGAAAUUGAAAAAAGAAAGUAACCAGCCAACAAUAAAAAAACGGAAGCAAGCCUAUACAGAAGAUGAUUUAGCUGAAUUGGCGGAAGACAUAAAGUUAUUCAAAAAAUUAAAAAAAAAGAAGAUAACAGAAGAAGAGUUUGAAGAACAAAUAGGUUAUAAUGAAAAUGAUGUUGUUGAAAAUUAAUGAAAUCUAGUUGUUAAUUUUAAAUGUUUUAAAUUUUCAUUAUAAUAAAUGUAAAGCCUGUA